Molecule: messenger RNA, 867 nt
Organism: Colletotrichum graminicola M1.001
Lineage: Eukaryota; Fungi; Ascomycota; Sordariomycetes; Glomerellales; Glomerellaceae
Exons: 1
Coding region: 1-867 (288 amino acids)
Source: RefSeq, a predicted model, not a curated record
AUGCGCAGCCGGUCGACCCGUCGCGAGCUUCGGCCCACCUGCUCAGCAAUCUCCAAGCUGAGCAUCGACUUCCGACGUCAUUCGCGCCACCAGAGCCAGCUUCUUCGAUCCACCACCGCCACCUCCUUUGCCACCACCUCCCCCUUCGCUGCUCCUGUGCCUUUCGCUCAAGAAUUGGCUGACCGACUGAACCAGCGUCGCCAAGCCCUGGAUAGGGCUCCUGUCGGACCACCUCGCCCUCCUCCAUUGCCGCCAGCCCCUAUCCCAGCAGGCCCGGCUCCUUUCGCCGCCCAGCUCGCCGCCCGCCUGGAGGAUAUCCGCCGCCGUCGCCAAUUAGAUAAUGAGUCGUCGGAUGUAAGCGAGCCUGAGCAGGAACUCCACAGCAGGUCUCCUCCUUUCCCCAGCAUGAACGACUUGGACGAUCUCGACCGGGGCAGUGACUCACCCCCCGCACAGUCGCCCGAUUACAUCCCUCUCCCCAACGAUGACGCCUUCCGCUUCAGUUCCCCUUCCCCUACCUCCCGUGAUCCUCCAAACGACGACGAACGAAACCGUCCCGACGAGCUUGGCCUUUCUGGCUCCGACCUCGAAGAGGUGGCGGUUUCCCUGGCCCGACGUCGGGCCUGCCCCCGGCCAUACGCUUCUGUAGAUAUCGCAGUCGACCAAGUCUCCCGUGGUGCCGCCUCCUCCACUUCCAGACGUCUCUACCGCGCCGCCAACUUCUUCACUCCCUCCCAGAGGGCUGCCGCCACCCGGGAAGCUGGACGGGCCACCAGAGCCAUUUUGGAGCGCUUUGCCGACGGAAAUGCCGUCGCCGCCGCCGCCGUCGAAAUCAGCGAGGGUUCUCCAAUGGACAGCGGGCGCUAG